GUGUGGCGCGCAGGGAAAAUUUGUGCAAACUCCUUCAAGGUUAAUCUGCAGAUAGUUAGGCAAAUUAUAUAUGGCUUAGCAACUUUUCGACAAGCAGUAAAAUCAAGGUUUUGGAACGUGUCUAUCGACCUUGCAGGUUUUGCAUAGCAAGGUAAUCAUCAAUAUUUCAUUUUGAUUAGCAAGCAGUGGGGUUAGUGGAUGUGUAUUCUCAAUUAAAAUUACCAGGGAACCUCUGAAAGAACCAUGGCUGAAAGAUUAGCAUCAGAAGAUGCAAGUCGGUCAUCCCAGCCUUUGCAUGGACCACGUUCUGAGCCAAGGUCACAACGACAGGCUCCUCGUCAAUAUCCAGCUAGUUUGGAUACUGAUCUAAGCCUUAUUACAGAGCUACGCAGGUCUGAAGAGGAAGCUUCAGGACACAGAUCCCUGCCCAAUAACCUGGGAUGGUCUUCAAGAGCAAGUGCUCUCUCACCAUCAGCUGCAAGUGGAGCAACAAAAAAGAAAGGAAAACACUUUGAACAGGUGAAGCUGCCUUCGAAGGCUCGUCCAGCUAGUCCCUCUUCUGAUGGUGCCCAUUUUACCAGAAAACGGCACCAUACUCCAGCUACAGUUCCAAGAACACGUCUACCUCCAGGUACUCCUCUGGCUGAAAGGUUGGCAAUGGAAAGUUUAAAGCAAAAAUUGUCUUUUGAGGAGAAACCUGAGCGUGAUGAGGAGGGUUCUAGAAGCAGAGGGGGGAGAUCAUCUCAAAAUCAAUCAUCUAGCACUGCCAAUAAUGAGAGAGCCUUACCUACACAACCAAGAGUGCCAGCUGCUGCCAGUUUACCAGUGUUGGAGAUGAAUGAAACCGAGACAGCAAGGACUUCCACAGAGGCAGCUCCUAGAUCAAGAGCCCCUAAGGUCAACACACCUUUGAUCAUUGCGAGACUAAAUCAAGUGCGGGGCUUUCUGAAACAGGCAACUGAAAUGUUUGUCACUUUACAAAGUACAGACAGUGAUAAGAGGUCCAGUGAACUGAAUGCCCAGGCAGUGAAGAUUGCAAGGCUAAUCAAACAGCUCAAGCAGCAAGAGACAGCUUAUGUAGAACUUCUUGAGCGAUCAGUGGCUGUUGAACACGAUUCAACUCUAGAAAACACACCAUCUUUGAGUCUACAGUCAUUAACAGAGGAGGAAAAGGGAACGGUGGACAAAACAUACAUUUUGCACAAGAGUGAGUCAGCAUCUCUAAGAGAUGAAGAGCUUCAAGGACUACGUCAGCAACAUGCUUUGUUAAAGAAGAUGUUGGAGCAGCAACAGCAGCUGAAGGAGCUACAAACCAGACAGGCUACUCUGUUGACCUUACAACGGGAUGCAGAAAUGCGUUUGGCUGAGGCAGAGGAAGAGGGCCAAGCAGACCCUGAUGAACCAGGUGCAACUGGAGGUGAAGUUGCUGAACCAAGCAGAAGCAGAGGUGCAUCAGGAACUUCCCAAACAUCAGCACAACUGGAUCUUGUUCCUGAGAGGCCAAGCGCUAGUGUCUUGGAUGACAGACGGUUUACACCUCAAGAAUUAGAGCUCAUCAACCUUCUCAGAAAACACAAAGAAAAGUGGAGGGCUGCAGAUUCUGGGGAUGAGAAGGAAACAGAUGAAAGAGAGAACCAUGGAACAAAGAGAACAAAUCAGCCAACAGCGGAACAAGCACCUCAUCCGGAGACAAGUUCAGAAGUUGCAGAUAGUGAGGCUGCUCUAGCCCUAGCAAAUGCAACUCAAGAAAGGUUGGAACUUGAGAAUAAGUUAAUGGUCUUAGAGGCAAAAAAGGAGCAGAUGGAUACUUUGUUAAAGGAGCUUCAGUCUCUUAAAGAAGCACAAUUAAGAAAAGAAUCCUUAGACGCUGCUGGGGGUGCAAGUGCAAGUGUGAAUGAGUCCAAACAAGAAGAGGAUGAACCGCUUGCCACGACAUCUCAAAAGCUAGAUGAUGAGCGUAUCCUAGAGGCUCUAGAAGUUCACGAGAAACUAAAAAGCCUGCAAGAAGUGAGAGAUCGCUUGAGUCAGUUGCGGGAAUUGAUUGGUCAAUAUCAGCCAACUUUAAGUGAAGUGGACAGACCAGAGAAUGGGGCACAAGUUCAACCUGAAAGAGAGCGUCUCAGCUUACCCGUUCAGAGCACUGAGGAAGAGGAAGAAAUGGAAGGUGCAGUUGGAGGAGGUACUGGUGGAACCGACGAGGACUUAAGUAGCAUUGAGUGGAUGCUUAGUGCUGGUGUGGAAGACCCCGAUCUGAUGGCAAAAAUAAGGCAACUUCAAGAAGCAAGGGCUAGGGUUACUCACCUAUUUAAACAAACAAAUGAAAAUGUUCAGCCGUCACCCGCUAGGGUGAACAAUGAACCUGUGCCGACCCAGGCUGCAGAGGAAGAAUCUGAAGCAGAGACUCAGACAGACACUGAUGCUGAAAGUGCAGUGAGUGGUGGUAGUUCAAGUGUUAAUGCUUUAGCUUGGCAGGAUGAUCCUGAAUUUCAGGCUAAAGUCAGAAAACUGAAUUCUGCCAAGCAGAAGUUAAAACAGCUACAGGAACUUGUCAAGAAAAUACAGCAGUUUCCAGAAUCCUCUCCAACGCUGCCAGCAGAGUUGGCAGAGCUGAGUUUCGAUGAAGACGAUUUCGAUGAAGACGACGAUGGUGAUGAUGAUGAUGACGAUGAUGAAGCCGAGGAAGGAGAAGAAGAUGAUGACGAGGAUGGAGAUGAAAGCAACAGAUCUGAGACUUCAUAUGACAAUGAGCGAGGGAAUGUGCAGAACGAAGACGAAGAAGUUUCCACGGCUACCGAGGACGAAGAGGCUGGUGAAGAUGCCGCAGCUUCUGCAGCUCUUAACAGAAACAGAAUGUUGGAUCUUGAAGAGAGUGACCAGGAAGCAGUGUACCAGAGGUAUUUGCAGAAACAAACGGCAGAGCUUGAGCAACUGCAACAGGAAAGGCAAAGGUUACUGAAAGUUCAGGAAGAACUGGCCAGAAUAAGCAGACACACUGAAAAACACAAGACAGUGUCCACACAGACAUUUCAAGCUUCACAAGGAAAACCACAAAAACCCGUGACUGCGGGAAUAAUGCUCAGACCCGGUGCAUUUUCCACCAGCGGAGGUGCUCUCUCAAAGAGACCAGUCAUGAUCCAUGCACCAGUGAACAGGGAAAUUUCAACGCAGACCCCAUUUUACGGUUCUGACCUGAGGGUUGCAAGAUCUGUUGACUCAAGUGAACCUCCUAGAGCUCGUCCAAGUGCGUUAGUGUGGUCAGAACUGAGACGUCAGAGAGAGUUGCACGAGGAAAAGCUAAAGAAAAGAAAACAAAAGUUUUUAGAGAAGCGAAAGAAGUCGGGGCUCGAUGAUUUGUCCGAAGGUGGGACAUACUCUGUGAGGAGUGGAAGAAGUGGUGACAUCGAUGAAGGGUUUGGUGUGAGUAUGAUGAGUGCUGACAUUACCACCGCUACGUGGGGCGGCUCGACUCAGCCCAGCAGUACUCAGAAUGACUCAGCAGUAUCCGCGGAUGAAUCUGAUGAGGGGAACGAGGUAGCACAGAUCGCCGUAGAAGUAGAAGAUGAUUAUCCGGACGGAAUCGUCCAAGCUGAGGAGGAGGAAGAGGAGCGUCUUGAACCAGAGGCUUUCUCAGGAUCAGCUCAAGCUGUGUUUAGAAGCAGAGAGAGAGUCCCUCGUAUGACCGCAUUUAGAGGCAGUGUGGAUAGCACCUCUCAGCCCAGUAGUGGCAAGAAACGCAAGAUUGAUGGCACUACAAUAUCUGGUGGAGCACGAAAAAGGGAAAGAGAGAGAGGUCUCACUUUUGAAGACUGGCCAAGAACAUUCUACUUUGAUAGGAAUUCCCGAGGAAGAAUUAGACAAGAGAACUUCACGCCAGCUGAGCAGCUUAUCAAGGAGCGAGAACAGGAGCAGUUUAACAUGGAGAGGCAGGCAUGGGAGCAGCACUGCGAGCGUCUGCACCAGGAGGUGUCCGACCUCUCCACUCUGUGCAACGGACUCCUCAGGGAUCAACAGUUGCUGGUGUCUACAGUAAUUGGCAGGAGUGUUCCCACCGGACCUGCGGCAAGCCCGAAUCUGAGCAACAUCCCUGGACCUAGUCUUGGCGGCAAUCCAUUCGAGCAGUAUCAACAAAGGCAACAAGAAGCCUACCAAGGUCUUCAAAGCUUCUUUGAUCACCAGCGCUACAUGCAGCAACAGCACCAGAUACUUCAAAGCCUCAAUCAGUGUUAUUCACAGCUUCAGCAGCAACAUCAUGAUAUGGCGGCCCUUCAACAUCAAUUCCAGCAGCUGUUUACGUACAACCCCUCCACUGCGGCAACUGAACACAAUCCUUCACCACACAGACCUCAGACUGUGACUCCUAGCGUUUUAAACAAUGCUUCUCCCUCUUUCAUGAGUCUGCCAUCGCAUAGUGUUUUGCAGCCGCCAUUCUCUGCGCCUCUGGUUAGCCAGUCACCCUUUACCAGUACAUAUCGACCACCUUCAUCCGCACCUGUGUUUAGGACAUCUUGGUAUCCUCAGUUUGGUCAGCAAACCGCAUCUACUGAUCCUUCACGACAAUCUGUGCAGGAAACUUUCAGUGUUAACCCAGACACAGGCAUACCAAGUCCAAGGUCUUUUACACAACGUGGGCAUCCUGUUGAACCUGCUCCUUCUCCACCACCCACCUCGUCAGGCACGGCUAAUCCUGUAAUGGUAGUUCGAGAAGUGGGACCUAGCGCGACAGGAGGGGGUCUGUCUCCUGCUAAUGCUAGACUGGAACGGAAAUACGAUCCGAAUUCUUACAAAGAACUGACAUCAACAAGUGUAAAUGCAUCUAGAGCAGAGAGCAGCCCGGAUGUGAUUGGCCGCACGUUUAACACACCUAUGAGAGCAGCCGCUGCGGCCAGCCUGGCACAGAAAGAUAAAUCAGCCUCAAGGAGUGCAGAAUUCAGCUUAGCUCAAAAACUCGCUGCAGAAUCGGUAGAGACGUCUUCAAGAGCUUCAAGUGUGCCUGGAGAUGCACAGGACGUCGCAAAAGGGUCUUGGCAAGAGGCAGAUAGGGCCUCAGAGGCAGGCAGUGAGUUUUCACUUUUUGAGGCACUCAGAGACUCUAUUUACUCCGAAGUGGCAACACUCAUUUCUUUGAACGAAUCCAGACCACAUUUCUUGCUGGAACUGUUCAGAGAACUACAGCUAUUAACAUCCGAUUACUUAAGGCAGCGUGCACUGUACGCCCUACAAGAUUUGGUAACAAGAUUUUUAACUGAGGACUCAGUAGGUGCUGAAGGAGGGCCCCUGGAGCAAGCACGAUUUCAGGAAUGGCUAGGCUCCAAUUCAGAACUAACUCCAAGUGAAACGGUGGAGACUUUUGAAGACGACGAAUCCGAGACAAGAGAGGCUACAGUCCCAGCCGAGACCGUCACAGAAGGAAUCUAUGAUUAUGCAGAAAACGUCGAGUCAGGUAGCACCCUCUCCACUCCUACAUCUAGUCACACUGGCGAGGCACCCUUCGCGUCUGAAGGUCUGGGAGAUACUGUCAUUCACCUCGACAAGGCUCUGAGCAGGAUGCGUGAAUAUGAGAGACUGAGAACUGAAGGGAAGCUGACUGAACUUGUGUCUGGUUCUGCCUUGUUAAAAGGGGACAAACACGUCAAAGACGACGUCACCACCAGCUCUGCUGGAGACGUGGGAAGCGAAUCUUCCAUAUCGGAUGUUCAGUAUCCAAGAAUUGACACUCAAGCGCUGGACCACCUCAUAAAGUCAAUCAUGUCGGAGGUGAUACCCUGUUUGAAUGAACACAUGGAGGAUACAUGCACAUCUGAACUGCUGGGUUAUAUAAGAAGUUUGGUGUUAUCGCGGAUUCAAGUCAAUGAAGAUCAGGAGUUUGGAAGGUUCUUUCACAAGCAGCUGGCUUCCAUUCUUCAGGAUUCUUUAUCAAGAUUUACGGAUAGAACAAUGAAAGACUGUGGCGAGGAUAUGCUUGUCGACAUGUCUGAGAUUUUGUUUAACGAGUUGGCGUUUUUCAGGCUUAUGCAAGACCUAGACGGAGGUCGUGGAGCAAGUCAAAGACCAACGUGGCGACAGGGAUUUGAUUCUGCGAGCACGGACACUGGAACCGGUCAGGACGGAGACAAAGAGGACGAUGAUGAUACUGAAGAAAAAGAGAAUAAUCCGCCCGAAGACAGUGCUGUGGAAGAGGAGGGUGUAAGCGCUGCCGAUGAACGCGAAGAGGCAGAGGGCGAGGAAGAGGAACAAGAAGAUGAUGUGAGCAGCGAGGAGUCUUCAUCAGAAGAGUCAGGCGCUGAAGAUGAUGGUGCAGAUGACGAAGGACCGGAAGAUGAAGAGGAGGAAGACGAAGCUGCUGCAGCCAUGCCAAUCUCUAAGGAGCAACAAGAAGCUGAGGAAGAAGAUCUUGGAAAGGUUCGUUAGGGACUGUCUGCUAGGGACUGUACCUGUUUUGAGUACGCUGUAACUUUGAUUAAAAUGAGUUAAAUAACUAUGAAGAAGCUAUACCAUUAU
Messenger RNA from Stylophora pistillata, 6498 nucleotides. RefSeq lists its product as uncharacterized. Gene Ontology annotation, cellular component: centrosome; centriolar satellite; ciliary basal body. Lineage: Eukaryota; Metazoa; Cnidaria; Anthozoa; Scleractinia; Pocilloporidae. The record is from RefSeq and is a predicted model, not a curated record. Gene Ontology annotation, biological process: microtubule anchoring at centrosome; non-motile cilium assembly; protein localization to centrosome.